CUUGCCCUUUAGUGCAUUCCUAGCCUUAAGCUUAGAUUGCAACAGGCCCUUACAUGACCACGGGGAGGGAGGGGGAGAAUGCCAACUCUCUCUCCCUUCCCACACUGCAUGGCCCUCACUAGGGCCUCUCAUAAAGUACAGCCCCUGGAUUUAGGGGAACAUGGAGUUCAUUCUUCAGUGCAUCCAUGGGGGCUUGUGGAACAGGAAGAAAAGGCAUGGCCAUAGCCCAUUCCCCUCCUUUCUCUCCAAAAAGGACUGAUCAGACUGCGGGGAACAGGCUGCACCAUUCUAAUGAGUGGCAUAGAGUUCUGGGCUCGCCGUACAUCACUCCCAACACAGUCAUGUACUGAUGUUUAUAACUGGCUAUGCUGUAACAGCUGGAGCUGCAGAAAGACUUGUAUUUGGGUAUGACAGCUAUGGAAAUGUAUGUGGUAGGAAGAACACUUAUAUUCAGGGUGCACCUCUUUCUGGACAGGAUAUGACAAAUAAAAAACAUGUGUUCUUUUUGAAUUCGUGCAGUCUGGAAAUUAAAAACCUUAAAAUCAAUUCAGUCGCCUUGUGUGUAUCUAGCUGUCCUCAAGAGCAACUUAACUCUCUGGAAGACAUCCAGCUUUUUGCAAAGAACAAUGGUUCUUCCCUUUGUAUUUAUAACGUGAACAUUUCCAGUUACACGCUAAAUCCAAAGGCAUCUGAGCUGUGUCCUACACUGCCAGUUUCACCAAGCAAAUCCUUUCCAUUGUUUAAUCGAUGUGUUCCACAAAACCCUGAGUGCUAUUCGCAGUUUGUAUCCAUCUUGAUAAAUGUGGUUAAUGAAGUUGAUGUUUUUCAUCGUAUUCUGAGUGGAAUAAUGGCAGGAAGAGAUACUGUCAUAGGACUGAGUGUCCUUGCACUAGCCUUCUCUUUAAUAAUGGUUUUAACCUUCAGAUUCAUCACCACACUUCUGGUCCAUAUUUUCAUUACACUAGUUGUGUUUGGAUUGUUAUUUGUCUCAGGUGUUUUGUGGUGGCUCUACUAUGACUACACUAAUGACCCAAGCAUAGAACUGGAAACUGAAAAGGAAAAUGUAAAAUUUUUACUUGGAUUUGCUAUCAUAUCUACCAUCAUCACGAUGGUUCUACUUUCCCUCAUAUUUGUACUAAGGAAGAGGAUUCAGCUGACUAUACAGCUCUUUUGGGUUGCUAAUAAAAUAAUUAGCAGGGUCCCUUCCCUACUGUUCCAGCCACUGUGGACUUUUUUGAUUCUCAUUUUCUUCUGGGUGUUCUGGGUUGCUGUGCUACUUAGCUUAGGAACUGCAGGGAGUGCACAAGUCAUUUCAGGAGGACAAGUACAAUAUAAAAUUCUGUCUGGCAUUCGCUACAUGUGGUGGUACCAUUUAGUCGGCCUUAUCUGGACUAGUGAAUUCAUCUUGGCUUGUCAACAAAUGACUAUUGCUGGAGCAGUGGUUACUUGCUAUUUCAACCGAAAUAAGAGUAGCUUGCCACGACACCUGAUCCUGUCUUCAAUAUCAGUUCUUUUUUGCUAUCAUCAAGGAACAGUUGUAAAGGGGUCGUUUUUAAUCACAAUAGUGAGAAUUCCAAGAAUUAUUCUUAUAUACCUUUAUGAUGCUCUAAAAGAAAAGGAGAGUGCAUGUGCAAGAUGCAUGUUCAAAUGCUGUUUCUGCUGCUUUUGGUGUCUAGAAAGAUGCCUAAGAUACUUUAACCAGCAUGUAUACACCACAACGGCCAUAAAUGGGACAAAUUUUUGUACCUCGGCAAAGGAUGCUCUCUUUAUUUUAGCAAAGAAUUCUGCUAAUAUAGCAUUCAUUAAUUGCUUUGGAGACUUCAUUAUUUUUCUAGGAAAGGUGUUUGUUGUAUGUUUCACAGUUUUUGGAGGGCUAAUGGCAUUUAACUACCAUCAUGAGUUCCAUGUGUGGGUAGUUCCUCUGUUGCUAGUUGCACUUUUUGCCUGCUUGGUAGCCCACAGCUUUUUGUCGGUUUUCGAAGUGGUCAUGGAUGCCCUGUUCUUUUGUUUUGCAAUUGAUAUGGAAACAAAUGAUGGAUCUCCAGAGAAGCCAUACUUCAUGGAUCAAGAAUUACUGAGUUUUGUGAAUCACAGCACCAAGCUAACAGAGUGGGAGAAAAACAGAAAGCAAAAGACCCCCCAAAACAAUGAAGAUGGUACAGAACUACAGCCUAUGGUGAGACGGGAGCAAAGACGAUGUGAUGAGGACAUCAAAUAACAUGUUGUCUCCCAGGUGUACUACAGGAAUGGGGAUAGACUGUAAAUAUUUAUUUUUCUACUUUAUGAUUUCUUGCAGCAGCCAAAUUGUUGAGCCCCAGGGCUUUCAUCCUUUCACACUAAUCAUUGUUACUAACACUGGAAGCUCAGGGCCAGAUUGUGGCCAUGAAUGGCCAGCAAUGAACUCUGCUGGUAUAAAGCAGGCACAGCUGGCUUUUGUGCCAACCACCCUUCCCAUCCCCAGCAUAGAGAGGGAUGAAGAGGCACAGAGAGAGCAUAUGGCGGGAUUCCUCGCAGCCACAUUGAUCCUCCAUUGGCGUAAAGAUUCAAAAGGCCUUAAGUGUAAAUUUCUGUAGUGCUAGGUUGUUCUAAUUCACACUGGGACUGGUAUAGAUAUCCUGCUUCCAUGCACAGAGCAGUACUCAGAUGUGGUGGAGACUCUGGCACAUGUUUUAAGCUGAUAUUUUUGUUUGAUUGUGCUUUACACUAUUUUAAAAUUAUGAAGUGAAAGAAGGGAGAUGCCCCCUCAAGAUGCAGUUUCAGACUUAAAGACUAAGGGUGUGUCUUCAAGCACAAUUAACUCAAGUUAUAAUUUGUGUUACCCCUAGACUCUCAUCCAUACUCAAAUCUCUAAUUUGAGUUAGGCCAUGUCUACACUACAUAGUUUUGUCAACAUAAGGCAGCUUAUGUUGACCUAACUAGAGGUGUACACACUGCAAUGCUCCUCCCGCUGCUUUAACUGUCACAUAGCAACUGCCCAGCAUGCUGGCUCCAUGGAGUACCCUGCCUUGAGUACCCGGAAGGUGGUGGAUCUCCUGGAUCUGUGGGGAGAGGAGGCUGUGCAGGUGCAGCUCUGCUCCAGCCUCAGAAACUUGCUCGGGGCAUGAAGGAGAAGGGCUACGACAUACAGCAGUUCAAAGAGCUGCAGAAGGCAAGGGAGGCAAAUAGUCACCUCUGGUGCGGAGCCACAGACAUGCCGCUUUUACAAGGAUGAGGCUGGGUUCAGUGUUGGUGAAUAGCUCCCCCACUUGAGCUCCUCUUAUAGCCUUGUGUUUAUAAUGCCAGCACAAGACUGAAGAGCAGUACAGGAUCCAUGCGUUCUGCCACACAUGGCUGGCUCACAGGUGACCAGGGCGGCUGAAAAGCAGCUGGAAACCUAGUAGGAUGCCCAUGGAAUGAUGGGAUUGAGAAACCUGCAUCAUGUGACAUUGAACCUGCCCCCAUAAGGCAUU
Messenger RNA from Gopherus evgoodei (Goodes thornscrub tortoise), 3449 nucleotides. It is a transcript of the gene SLC44A3, whose product is annotated as solute carrier family 44 member 3. The transcript is spliced from 14 exons. Gene Ontology annotation, molecular function: transmembrane transporter activity. Lineage: Eukaryota; Metazoa; Chordata; Testudines; Testudinidae. Gene Ontology annotation, biological process: transmembrane transport. Gene Ontology annotation, cellular component: membrane. Bases 350 to 2218 code for a protein of 622 amino acids. The record is from RefSeq and is a predicted model, not a curated record.